AGAAGAACUUUGUUUAUGUUUAUAUUGUUCUAUCAUUUCAUGUAAGUUUUCUUACCCAACUCUGCCAUUACCUUAUACUACAUAUUGUCCCUUAUAAGUCUACCACAUAUUUCGGUAGGCGUGGGCUAACCCAAUUUAAACCGUUUUAGCAUUGGAAUUUGUGGAGAUGGCAAAUCAGCAAUGAUUAAGUUUGUAGAAUAGUAAAUUCUUAUUUUAUCAUUUCACACAACCAUCCAACCUUGCAAUUAUAAUUCCUAUAUUCAGUGGUUGGUACAGGUCAAGUUUCAACUCACCAUCUUUAAAACAGAAAAGAAAAUAUGUGCAUGUGACAGAGCGAUUAAAUCUAAGAAACUUAUCUUCUAUGUACUUCUGUCGCAAUUCAAAUAUAACAAAGUUAUUAGAGACACAGGUGUCUGUGAGCUUGAAAUGAAAAACUCAAUAUUUUAAAAACCACUAUCUGAUAUCCUUUCCUACUUUUGUAAACAAAAUAAUGAUGCCAUUUUAUUUUGUUAAUUCUGUUGUUAUAUCUUACUUACAUGUGUAUAUAAAGCCCACAUAAACUUACAUGAAGGAGAAUUUGUUUUUGCAUAAAAGAAUGACUAUACAAGAUAGUGUCGACUAUUUACAGUAAUUAAUAAAUUUCUUACUCCGCGCAAAUCAAUGUGUUUGGCCCAGAUUAUAGGCAAGAGGGGGAGUAAGAAUUGAGCAGGAAUUUUUUUAAAUCGGAUGCUACUGUGUGAGUCUGCCAGUACUUUUAAAGCAUUUUACUGUUUAUAUUAUUUGUGUGAUAUCCAUAACCAUCAGUGCUGAUUAGAGCAGUUCUACUUCUGAAGUAGCACAUUCAGAUUUCAUUAGAUGCACCACCAAUAUAACAGCGAUGGUGAGCACAGCCAAGAAAAUGAUGAGCGUGCAGAAGUUUAUGGAGGCAAUCAGCUAUGUGUAUCUCAGCAACCACCCAUCACCCCAUCUGAAAAAGCCCAUAGUGCCCCAAGUGCGACUUGAGAGGCUACCACACCGCACCAUUGAGAAGUACACAAAGAGACGAAGGCAUAAAAGCAAAUCAUCCAAACCUGCCACCUCAAGUUUGAACUCUGGCACAAAAAAGCAUCACAAAAAUACAGGAUCAGUGGGUGCCCCUCCAUCACAUCCCAAAAUGUCCCUUAACCUUCCUCUGACAGAGACUCAGAACACUAGCAAAAAAGGAUAUACUGCAGAAGCACAACACACAAAAACAGUUGUAAGAUCUGAUUUAGGAGGAGUGGGGAAAGAGCCAAGUAUGAGUUUAGAAGCAGACAAAGCAGGAAGGAAUAUACAGGAGGUACCAAGCAGCAGGCUCGAUGCUUUUGACAACAGCCCUUCCAGUGACAGCGAUCUUCCAGAUCUCAUGAAUCCCAUGACCCAUGAGGAUGUCAGGACUAUUAAGAAGACAGAAGUGAAGAAAAAGAAGCCAAGCCCUAAGAAGAAAAGGAGCAAGAAAGAGAAGAAAAGACUAGGCCCCAAAUUAAUGAAGAAAGCAAAAGAGGCUUUUGAAUAUCAACAGAAAAUGUUUUCUCCAGGUAAGAAAGAUGUUACAUCCAAAACAAAAAGAAGAAAAAAUCUUGAAGUUUUUGCAGGAACAAGAGAUUUAUCUACCAGUAGCAGUACGGACAUGGAAUCCAACAUAGUCAUUGUUAAUUGCCAUUCACUGGCUAAUUCCAGUGCAGACCACAUAGAUUUACCAUCCUCGGAACACACUCCCUCCCUCACAACAUCCUCUUCACCUCCUGCUGGCCUUGCAUCAGUGCCUUCAGUGACAGAGUCAUCAACAGAGGCAGCUUCAUUCUCUGAAACAACAGGAAUACCUGCUCUACCAACUACAACAUCCAAGGAGCAAGGAGAGUUCAUUAAGAAAAUUAAAGCUAAUAUGAAAAAAUCCCUUUCAAAAUACAACUUGCCACCUAUAGACAAUGUCAUCAAAGCUCCUGAUAAGACAGCAAAGGCAAUUGGUGAUGGUCCCCAGGCAGGAGAACAUGGGCAAGAAAAGACAUCCAAAGAAAGCACCUUUCAAAGGUUAGUUAGUUCCACUGGAAACCCUCUACAGACUGCAGAAGCAGGAGUACAUCAGCAAGAAAAGGUGCCCAAUGUAUGCAACUUGAAAAACAUAUUCAGUGCUUCUGAAGUUCCUGUAGAGGCUGCAAAGGCAAGUUGCAGUAGCACCCAGCCUGAUAUACAUCAGCAAGAAAAGGCAACCAGUAUAGGUAGUGAGCCAGCAGGAAUUGCAGAUGAAGUCGAUGAUCAUUUAGAGCUGGCAUAUGACAGUGAAGGAAAUGAGUCAACUGACUCUGAUAAGACAGUCAUAUUUGAGAACAGAAGUAUGGAAGAUAAUUUAGAUGUAGAGACAAUUACAAAGGAGAGUGAACGUGUGAGUGAGACUGAGCAUGUAGAAGGAACUAUCAUGAUGAAAGCAAACUCUUCUCAGCCAACUAUUCCACAGGCGGAAAAUUCUGAAGAAAGACUACAGCUGACAGAAGAACAGAGUGAGAAUAAUAACAAUGGGAAUAGAGGAAGCUGCAAGAGGAAGACUCAGGACCUUUUGGAAGACAUGCCAGAUAAAAGAAUAAAAAAAGAAGUGCCACUCGAGAUACCCCAAAACCAGAACGUUGCCAUGGUGAUGAUACCUCUUUGCUCUAAUACUUCAGCCUCCGCUCAUCCAGCUCCAUUGAGUCAUGAGUCUAUUGAUUUUAACAGUAUUGGUAUUACCCCUCCAACCACUAUUCCUAAUGCUCCUCUUGUAACUGCUGCAUUGCCAAGUAACACAGAAUCGACUGGAGAUACAUCCUUCCUAGGAGAACCUGGUGAUGGUGAUCCUCUCCAAGCAGUACAAAACACCAGAGUUCUCCCACCCCUUACCAGGGUUGUACAAGGAAUAACACCCCCGCAGCAGUCAGCAUCUCUCACUAUUCCCAGUUCUUCUCAACUUCCAGUCUCUUGUGUUUCAGGAAGCAGCACUCUCCCUGAUCCCUCAGCUUCCAAAGGUGAAGGAGAAAAAGGAAAUCAGCAGGAGAAUGAAGCAUCAAAAGGAAUAUCGGAAGAAAAUAUAGCUUCUCGCCAAACAACCAAAAAGAACACAGAUUCAAGCACCGAGUUAAGUACAGGCAUCAAGAACCUGAUGUUUUUGGUAAACAAGAAGAGAAAAUGUGAAGAGAAUAUCAACCAAGUGAAGAAAAUUAUGGAGAGGAAAAUAUCUAUCCUAGAAGCAAGAAAGAAAAAAUUGGAGAAAAAAAUAAACAAUGUGCUGGAACAAAUGAACAGAGGCACAGUACCUAUCACCACAGAUGAUGAUGAUGCCUCAGAUAUAAGUGACUCUGAGGACUUGGUGUCUGAUAUUGGUUCCCCAUUAUCUGAUAGAAGCAAAAGCCCAGAAGUCCCUAAAACAAGACCUCCCCCCUCUGCAGAAAUUACUGAAGAGUUACUCAAUGCAGAUGUCAGCAUUACCCAAAGCAAAGCUGCAGCUAAUGCCAGCUCUUGCGCUGGCAGAGCUGCAGUCUCAAACAGUGGUGAUCAAGCUUCUCCCAGUGAUAAUGCUGACACUGGAGCAGAUAACUCAUUUCCAAAUGACAUUACCACCACCAGUGCCUUUAGCUGCCUCCCAUGCAACCAAGAACUCCCUGAAGAGGAGUCAGACAAACAACCAGUUCAAGCCAUCAAAGUGAUUAAGGAUGCGAGUGCUGCCAUGUUUGGCAAGAACACAGAAUUAGAGCCUGUUGUUCAGCAGGUUGCCAAUAGUCGUCCUAAGGAUUCAGAAAUAGUUGCAGGUGCUCCAACCUUAAGAGUGGUCACAGAUCCCAGACCACCCAGAUUGCAGGACCAGAAAACCACCACAAAAGGCAAGAAGCAAAAGUCUACUAAAGUGUCUGCAGCUUCUUCCACACCAGAGACUCAGAAUCCAGUGCCUGCACCUAUACAAAAAGUUCACGAGACAGCACAGUUACCUACUGUAAAGGAGUACCUUAGGAUACUUUGUGAUGAAAUUACAGGAAUAAAGCCUUCCCAAGCCAGUCCUUCCACACAAGCCCCUUCAACUGCAAAAAGGUUAUGGAUACAAAAGCAUGUUGAUCCUCUUCAUUCACAACCUCAAGUGCAACAGUCUGCACAGCAACCUCAACAUAAGCAACAGUCUGUACAGCAGCCCCAACAGAAGCAACAGUCUGUACAGCAGCCCCAACAGAAGCAACAGUCUGCAUUGUAUCAUUAUGUGAGACAGCUGCUUGCACAGAAAACUGAACAACAGCCUGUGCAGCAAUCACAACAGAGACAACAGCCUGUACAGCAACCACAAUACAGACAACAGCCUGUACAGCAACCACAACAGAGACAUCCUAUACUGCAAUCACAACAGGGACAACAACCUGUACAGCAACCACAACAGACACAACUGCUUGCACAGCAACCACAACAAAUACAACAGCCUGUACAGCAACCACAACAGAGACAUCCUAUACUGCAAUCACAACAGGGACAACAACCUGUACAGCAACCACAACAGACACAACUGCUUGCACAGCAACCACAACAAAUACAACAGCCUGUACAGCAACCACAAUACAGACAACAGCCUGUACAGCAACCACAACACAGACAACAGCCUGUACAGCAACCACAACAAAUACAACAGCCUGUACAGCAUCCACUACACAGACAACAGCCUGUACAGCAACCACAACAGAGACAUCCUAUACUGCAAUCACAACAGGGACAACAACCUGUACAGCAACCACAGCAGACACAACUGCCUGCACAGCAACCACAACAAAUACAACAGCCUGUACAGCAACCACAACAGAGACAUCCUAUACUGCAAUCACAACAGGGACAACAACCUGUACAGCAACCACAGCAGACACAACUGCCUGCACAGCAACCACAACAAAUACAACAGCCUGUACAGCAACCACAACAAAGACAGCAGUUUGUACAGCAACCACAACAGGGACAACACCCUGCACAGUAUCCACAACAAAUACAGCAGCAUCCACAGGCACUUCAGCUUCAGUACCACAAACAACAGAUUUCACAACAAAAUUUAAGGUCUUUAUUCAAGCAAGUAUAUAUGCAACAGCCAAUGCAGCAACAAAGUAUACGUCACACCUCUAAGAUUCCACAGCAGCAGCAGGUAUCUGCAUACCCAGCACAAUCACAGGUUCCACACCAAUCACAUCUACAGCAGCAGGUGUCUUUGCAAAUGCAAAUGCAGAUGCAGACUGCAAACAGGAUGGAUGACAGAGCAGCCCUCUACCAAAAUCAGCAGUCACAGCAAAUGCAGAUGCAGCAGAACUCUCGGGGUCAGCUGAUACUCGGGGAGCAGAUACCCUCAGAGGCACCUAUGGUAUCACAGGCAUCUAUGUCUAAUCAAGGUAUUUAUCUUCUUCCUUCUCACCCCAAAUCUUUUUAUGAUAUUUUGCCAGAUUAAGGGCUGUACUUUAAACUUUACUGCCAGUGCUGGCAGUAAAGUUUAUAUUUUAUAAUUUGUCCCAACACUUCUCAUUUUAAUUUCUUAACCCAGUGUCAGUGGGUGAUAAUAAAAAUCUAUUGUCUUUUCAUAUAGAUGGUUCUACAAGUGCUUAGUCACCAAGGAGUCAGCUACUAGUCUUACCUGUCUUCUUUUUUAUUUGAAUGCUUCAUUUCUAUUAUUUUAUUAUCAUUGAUGUUAUUAAUUAUUUAAUAAUCAUAAUAUCAAUAAUAAUAAUAACAAUGUCAAUAUUAAUAGUAUCAAAGAAAAAGACAUUUUCCCACCAAUUCAAGAAUGGGGAAAACAGGAUCGGUCACUAGGGCCAACUGAUGGACUUUGCUGGCUGAGCACAUGUGGACCCAUCUGUAUGUAAUAGAACUUACUAAAAUCUAAAGGGGACAGUGCAUAAAC
Penaeus indicus is the source of this 5899-nucleotide messenger RNA. Its product is annotated as mediator of RNA polymerase II transcription subunit 12-like. The transcript is spliced from 6 exons. Lineage: Eukaryota; Metazoa; Arthropoda; Malacostraca; Decapoda; Penaeidae. The coding region runs from base 878 to 5449 and encodes 1523 amino acids. The record is from RefSeq and is a predicted model, not a curated record.